AUGGAACGAACUGCUUGUCGAGGUAUCUACGGAUACUGUUUACGCAGUAAGGGGGUUAUCGACUUCCAGGUCCAGGUCUCGAGGUCUGAGCCGGGUGGGCGAGAAGGAGACUUUUCGUCCGGUUUCUCACCCCGGAAAGGACGGAGAGAAGUUUUCUUGUUCCAGGCCAUUGUCGACAAACCCUCUCUCAGUGUUGUACGAAGGUAUGUGGGAGUGUAUGAUCUCAUGCGGCAGCACCGAAAAAGAAAGGGGUGGACGGUGACGGGUGGCUUGGGGAACAGAAACGCAGGACAAGCCUCCAGGGGCCAGGGCGGAGAGGGAAAAGGGAACGGCUUGGGCAAUCCCCGUAUCCCGGAGUGCGAAGACGGCCCAGAGAUUCUCUCCCAGGUACGGAUACGUCACGCAGGGAGAUCCCAUCCCCGGGGAAAGGCAGCGCCGUUUCAGGAUGUUGGUCUUGGUCGUGGUUCACUCGUUCAGCUCCGUUCUGGCUGGGGUCUGCAGCUUUGCAGGUUCGUGUGGAGUUCGAAGACUUCCAAGAGAGAGAGAGAUUGA
Molecule: messenger RNA, 552 nt
Organism: Colletotrichum tamarilloi
Lineage: Eukaryota; Fungi; Ascomycota; Sordariomycetes; Glomerellales; Glomerellaceae
Exons: 2
Coding region: 1-552 (183 amino acids)
Source: RefSeq, a predicted model, not a curated record